Molecule: messenger RNA, 1348 nt
Organism: Leopardus geoffroyi (Geoffroy's cat)
Lineage: Eukaryota; Metazoa; Chordata; Mammalia; Carnivora; Felidae
Gene: TST
Product: thiosulfate sulfurtransferase
Exons: 2
Coding region: 1-1185 (394 amino acids)
Biological process (GO): transsulfuration
Cellular component (GO): mitochondrion
Molecular function (GO): thiosulfate-cyanide sulfurtransferase activity
Source: RefSeq, a predicted model, not a curated record
AUGCCCUCCGGGCCAGCUCCCCCAGCGGGGCUCCGGGGAGCUCUCGCCCCGCCCCCUUCGGCGCGGGGGCCCCAGGGAGGGGCGGAGCAGCCCUUCCUUAGGGAAUGCGAACCUUCCCACUGGGUGCCCGGGCCCUGCCGGGUGGCUGGGCCGCUGCAAACACGCCGCCCUGCGGGGAGCGCGGUGGGAAAAAGCUCCUCCCAGGUCCCGCUCCCCUGCACGCACGGCCCUCACACGCUGCUCUCUUUUCCUGGUUCCCACCCGCGCCAGGUGAUGCGCAGAGCUGAAACCAUGGUCCAUCAGGUGCUCUACCGGGCGCUGGUCUCCACCAAGUGGCUGGCGGAGUCGGUUCGGGCUGGCAAGCUGGGGCCUGGCCUGCGGGUGCUGGACGCGUCCUGGUACUCGCCGGGCACCCGCGAGGCCCGCAAGGAGUACCUAGAGCGCCAUGUGCCCGGCGCCUCCUUCUUUGAUAUAGAGGAGUGCCGGAACGCGGCGUCGCCCUACGAGAUGAUGCUGCCCAGCGAGGCCGACUUCGCCCACUACGUGGGCCGCCUGGGCAUCAGCAACCAGACCCACGUGGUGGUUUACGAUGGUGACCGCCUGGGCUCCUUCUAUGCGCCGCGGGUCUGGUGGAUGUUCCGUGUGUUCGGCCACCGCACCGUGUCGGUGCUCAACGGCGGCUUCCGGAACUGGCUGAAGGAGGGCCACCCGGUGACAUCUGAGCCCUCACGCCCAGAGCCGGCUAACUUCGAAGCCACACUGGACCGCUCCCUGCUCAAGACCUACGAGCAGGUGCUGGAGAACCUUGAGUCUAAGAGGUUCCAGUUGGUGGAUGCCCGGUCCCAAGGACGGUACCUGGGCACCGAGCCAGAGCCAGAUGCAGUAGGACUGGAUCCGGGCCACAUCCGAGGCUCAGUCAACAUGCCGUUCGUGGACUUCUUGACCGAGGACGGCUUCGAGAAGAGCCCAGAGGAGCUGCGUGCUCUGUUCGAGGCCAAGAAGGUGAAUCUGGCCCAGCCCCUCAUUGCCACCUGCCGGAAGGGAGUCACCGCCUGCCACAUUGCCCUGGCCGCCUACCUCUGCGGCAAGCCCGACGUGGCCGUCUACGACGGCUCCUGGUUCGAGUGGUUCCACCGGGCCCCCCCGGAGACCCGCGUGUCCCAGUGGCAGCGCGGGAAGGCCUGAGCGGUGGGCCUCCUCAGUGACCAGAAGCUCCCGUCUGUUCAGUGACCGAAGUCUGACACACAGAGUGUACCUCGUCGGCCAAGGAGACCGACUAGGUUUGAGAACUGCCGGGCAAAGCUCUCCUUUCCUCCCAGACACUGGAAUAAACCGCUUUUUCUGAGGA